AUGCUUAAAUUAUUGAAAAAUUUUGGUGGAAGUUGUGAAAUUCAAAAUCGACGAGGUGAUUUACCUAUACAUGAAGCUAUUCAAGCUGGUGCAAAAGAUUGCGUCGAAUAUUUGCUUUCUUCGCAUCCAUCAUCAAUAAAUGUAUCAAAUCAUGAUGGUCGUACCGGAUUACAUUUAGCUGCUGCUUCCGGAAAUUUAGAAAUGGUGGUACUAUUAUGUAGCCGAAAUGCUGAAAUCAAUCCAUUAAUGUUAUAUAAGGAUACACUUUUGACACCAUUAGAUUUAGCAAUACAAAAGAAUCAUGAAUUAAUUGUGGAAUAUUUACGAUUACGACAAGAUGGUAAAUUAGCUGAGGAAUUAUCAGAGGAAAUGAGAAAGGAAAUAAGAUCACAACUAAAGUAUCAAAUCCUGGCAGUACGAGAGGAUAAGCAAAAAGAUGAUAUCGUACCAAAUACAACUCGAAUAUUGAAUCAAUCCGGAAAAUUACCGGUAGGAGAAAACAAAAAUACCGUAAAAAUGGAAAGUGUAAGUCAAGAAACACAAACAACAAUGCAAAUUUAUCGAGCUGCAGCAACUAAUACUUCGAGACCUGAAUCUCGUGAUAGUAUUAAUGUUGCAAGAAUUUAUCAAUCUACUUUACCUAUACAACAAUUUAUAGCUAAAGCAACAAGUACCGCAGAUCUUGAACAAAACUUACCUGUGAAACAACUACAAUUACAAGGUGAAAAAAUUCAGAAAAUUUCUGGAAAUGCGAAAAAAAGAGAUGACAACGGUGAUUGGCCAAACAAUAAUAACUGGACAUCAGAAGAGGAUGAUUUUGAAGAUGAAAACAAAAAGAAAGGUGAAAAAAUUCAGAAAAUUUCUGGAAAUGCGAAAAAAAGAGAUGACAACGGUGAUUGGCCAAACAAUAAUAACUGGACAUCAGAAGAGGAUGAUUUUGAAGAUGAAAACAAAAAGAAAGGUAAAUCAUCAAGGAAAAAUUUAAAUAAAUCAAGAGAUGGGUAUGGUCUUCAAUUGAAACAAUUAAAGGAAAAUGAAUAUUUGUAUGAAAAAAAUGAAAAAGGAGGAAAGAUGAAGAAGAAAUUGGUUGAAAUGACAAGAAUUGAUGAAAAUUUAAGCAAUGAUAAUGAUAAUAAUGAUAACAAUGAUAAUGGAAAGGAAGAACGAUCAACUGCUGCAAUGAAUUAUCAUCACAAACAUCGUUCACAGGAAAUAUCAAAGGAUGCUCAUCAUCAUGAUUUUGAAACAAAAUUGAUGAAAUCUGUUGGCUCACAUCAAGUUGACAUUUAUCAAACUGAAUUUGGGGAAAUUACAAUGCAACAACGAUUUAAUAAAAAUAAGAGAAUUGGUCGUUGUUAUGCAUAUGAAGAAGCCAUUUUUAAUGAGCUUACACAUUUGAAGAAGAUGCAAUUACAGUAUGGUAAAGUGAAAGAACAAAUAUUGGUCCGAUCAUUAAUUAAUAAUUUCUGUAAAAUGUACAAUCUCAAUCCGUCACAAUUCAAAUUUAAUACUUUUCAUGGAUGGGAAAAAUUUCUUUGUGAUCAAUUGAAAUUACUGUAUUUGGAGGAACGGAAUCGUAUUUUCACUUCUCAUCAUUCCCGCUAUUCCGCUACUAACAAAUAUAAAACAGGCAUACAACGAAAACAACCAUAUUACAAUAGUACGGUAUUAGGUACUAUUACAGAAUGUACACGUUCAGCACAUAGUGAUUCAUCUCAAACUUUAUGUUCCGGUGAAAAACGAUGUAAUUGUUUGUAUAAUAAACGUGAUUUAUUGUAA
Messenger RNA from Loa loa (African eye worm), 1779 nucleotides. Its product is annotated as ankyrin repeat domain-containing protein. The transcript has 12 exons. Gene Ontology annotation, molecular function: protein binding. Bases 1 to 1779 code for a protein of 592 amino acids. The record is from RefSeq and is a predicted model, not a curated record. Gene Ontology annotation, biological process: protein localization to ciliary inversin compartment. Gene Ontology annotation, cellular component: ciliary inversin compartment. Lineage: Eukaryota; Metazoa; Nematoda; Chromadorea; Rhabditida; Onchocercidae.